Messenger RNA from Coccomyxa subellipsoidea C-169, 336 nucleotides. RefSeq lists its product as hypothetical. The record is from RefSeq and is a predicted model, not a curated record. Lineage: Eukaryota; Viridiplantae; Chlorophyta; Trebouxiophyceae; Coccomyxaceae. The transcript is spliced from 3 exons. Bases 1 to 336 code for a protein of 111 amino acids.
AUGAAGAAAACAUGGGGCAUUUCUGACCUUCUGGUUCAGCAGCAUCAGAUACACGGCAAGGCCGCGCGCUUCAUCUAUGACAGAAUUGUGGACAGGGAUCUCAUAAUCAUCGCAGAUGACAUAAAUUCAUUGCCGGCAGAGGCACCACAGUCUGAGAAGCGCCAAGUUGCCAACACGGAGGACGCUGUUCACAAGAUGAGCCAGUUACUGGGCAGAGGGCUGCGCAUUGAUGAGAACACAGCCAAAUAUUACUUGGCAGAUGCGGGCGGCGACCUGAAAAAGGCAAUCAAGCUGUUUGGUGAGCACGCCAUCGUCCUGCUGGAGGACACACCCUGA